GUGAAACACUAAAACUUGCAUUCUUCAAUUUUUUCACUUGCUUUUUAUUAUUUCAUUACAGAUGGAAUUUGAAAAAGGAAGAACCUGCGCUAUGGAUAAAACAAACACCGAAAUCAAUAAAAAAUUGAAUCAAACGAAUUCCAUCGAGGAAUUUUACGCCUCCACUGUGAUCCUACUGACCGGAGCAACGGGUUUCGUGGGGAAAGCUCUUUUGGAAAAACUGAUGCGCGUGUGUCCACGCAUCGUCGCCAUUUUUAUACUUUUGCGUUCGAAAAAAAACCAGACAGUAGAACAGCGAUUUAAACAGCUUACAGAUGAUCCCGUUUUCGAAUUCAUCAAAGCAAAGCACGGCUCUUCAAUUUUUAAUAAACUUCAUCCUGUACAGGGUGACGCGAAUUUGCCAGAUUUAGGUCUUUCUUUAGAAGACAGAAUUAUGUUGACAGAAAAAGUGAACAUAGUAUUCCAUGUGGCAGCCACUGUAUCUUUUAACCAAUCGUUGGCUGAUGCUGUUAAUACAAAUGCGAAAGGUACCAGUCGAGUCAUCGACCUGUGCAAGGAAUUAAAGAAUAUAAUCUGCUUCAUCCACGUCAGCACAGCUUAUAGUAAUGCUCAUUUACCAGAAAUCGAAGAAAAAGUUUACACCACAAGUUGGAAACCUUCUACGGUAAUCGACAUUUUGGAUAAACAAGAUAAAAACUCAAUCGCACUAUUAGAAGAAUCAAUCUUGAAAAUUCAUCCAAACACGUAUACAUUCACGAAGAAUUUAGCAGAGCAGAUUGUGUUCAAUGAUUGUAAAAGUUUUCCAACAGCAAUAGUACGACCAAGUAUAAUUGGUGCCUCUUUGGAAGAACCGUGUCCUGGUUGGGUGGAUAAUAUUCAGGGAGUUACAGAUUUGGGUCUACAAAUUGCUAAAGGUAAUGUAAACGUGAUAAUUGCUAAAAAAGACGCAAGAUUGGAUUUAAUACCUGUAGAUUACGUCGCCGACACGAUAUUGUGUGCCGCGUGGCAUAUUGCCAUACAUCGAGAUAGUGAAGUUAAAGUGUAUAACUGUACGAGUAACGCAGAUCCUAUUAGCUGGGAUCACCUGAAUAAUAUUUUCCUGGAAUGUAGCGUAGAAACGCCGUGUAACGAUAUAACAUGGUAUCCGUAUUGCAAACUAGUAGAGAGCAAAUUUGUUUACAGUAUUUUGAAUAUAUUUUUGCAUGUUUUGCCUGCACUUGUUAUGGAUAUUGUUUUAAAACUUCGGGGCAAGAAACCAGUAAUGAUGAAAAUUAACAAACGUUUCAAUCAGUUGCUUACAUUUUUAAUAUUCUUCCAUACGCACGAAUGGACUUUUCAUAGAGAUAAUGUUUAUAAGAUGGCAGAGGAUAUAAAGGUGUUGAAAGACAGCAAUAAAAUGAAAUUGGAUGUACGAAAUAUUAAUUUAAAAGAGUAUAUUACAAAUUACCAAGCGGGAGUUGUAAAAUACAUUUUGAAGGAAAAACCUGAUCCUAUAAAGGCAGCACGACGGUUAUCACUAUUCUAUUGGAUACAUGAGAUAACUCGAAUAUCCGGUAUAGUCGUUCUUUUAGCUAUAAUAUCAUAUAUUAUAUAUUGACUAUUUAAGCGAUAUUUUUUCUAUUUAAAU
Messenger RNA from Frieseomelitta varia, 1627 nucleotides. Its product is annotated as fatty acyl-CoA reductase 1-like. The record is from RefSeq and is a predicted model, not a curated record. Gene Ontology annotation, cellular component: peroxisome. The coding region runs from base 62 to 1597 and encodes 511 amino acids. NCBI's taxonomy places the organism in Eukaryota, Metazoa, Arthropoda, Insecta, Hymenoptera, Apidae. Gene Ontology annotation, molecular function: alcohol-forming very long-chain fatty acyl-CoA reductase (NADP+) activity. Gene Ontology annotation, biological process: long-chain fatty-acyl-CoA metabolic process. The transcript is spliced from 7 exons.